Melanotaenia boesemani (Boeseman's rainbowfish) is the source of this 4174-nucleotide messenger RNA. It is a transcript of the gene ccdc142, whose product is annotated as coiled-coil domain containing 142. The coding region runs from base 659 to 4066 and encodes 1135 amino acids. The transcript is spliced from 19 exons. Lineage: Eukaryota; Metazoa; Chordata; Actinopteri; Atheriniformes; Melanotaeniidae. The record is from RefSeq and is a predicted model, not a curated record.
UCAUGUCCUGCUUUGCAUGGAUUAUUUAUAGCUGGUUUGAGCGUGUUCAGGGAGGGAUGUAGUCUGUGAUUUAUAAGGGGAAAUUGUUUGGAGGUGUGCAUGCAUGGUUUUAUACGUUUUUAUAAGUCACAGCACAGAUUCCACACGAACUUAAAGGCAAGGUUGCUUGAACCCAGCAGGAGGCGGGAAUGAGCCAACCGCCAUAAAACUAGACAAGAGGAAGAAGAAGAGCGAGAGAGAGGGAGAGAGAGGGAGAGAGAGGGAGCGACAGCGGGGGAGGCAACCUCUCCUGAAUGGCUGGUAAUCUCUGACGUGUUGUUCCGGUUUCCGGUCAAUUAAAGCCUGUUUUCGUGCAGAAACGGAUUAAUGGAACCUCUCAGGUGAGAAGAAGACGAUGGUCCAGUGAGGAAACAUCAGAGAAGCUGCGGAUGAACGCAGUGACCGAGCUGGGCAGGACAUACAUGUGGGAAGGAAGAUGAAGGUUCAGUCUUCAUCAUCAGACAGUCGGAUGAAUUCAGCUGGAGAUGUUUGGAUGUUGCGUGAAUAGGCAUCGUCUUCCUCACUGAGAAACAGCUGAUUUCAUACAGUUGGUGUUAUCAGGUUCAGAGCCAGAUCCCAGGUUGAUCAUUCAGACCAGAUAACACUUUCUACAUCUGGGAUGGAUCAGAACAACGCAGAGGCCACCAAGGAUCCGGGAGAAGAACCUAGAGAUGAGAAGAACCAGGAGUCCAUGUGUCCAGAACAGCAGCAGAUGAAAUGCAGUUCCUGCCUGGUUACGGAUGAGCUGAGCACAAACGACUUCCACCCCUCAGGAAACUGGUCUCAGAGGUCCAUCUGCCGGUCCCUGCAGCGUGCUGAGAGUUUACUGAGGAACACCUUCAACCCUAGUCUGAAGUGGCUGUUCCACCACAGCCAGGAUGAAGAAGAGGAGAACUUCGUGGUGGCCCAUAACCUCGUGUCCCGAUCCUCUGCCCGUCUGCAGCGUUUGCAGCAGUCUCUGCUGGCCGUGGCCUUCCAGUGGCAGCUGCUGGGUGGGGCAUCAACAGGGUCUCCCCAGGUGUGUGUUAAGGGCCUUCCAGCUGACGGUGUUGUUCUCGUCCUGCCUGCCUCCCCGUUCUUUCAGAGGCAGUAUGGAGCUCUGUGGCAGCUUCUGGAGCAGCGAUCCCUGCUUCUCUUUGUGCAUGAAUAUUCCCGGAGGGUCCGUCUGACAGCAGCUUGUGUGUCCAGAGUGAAACAGCAGCUGAGGACAUUAGCGUGUUCACAGCAUGAGGCUCUCUCCAGCUGGCCUUUUUCCGGACUCAGUUUCAGUUCUCUGUGUCAGGAAGUCCGGGUCCAUCUCAGCCACUGUUGGUGUCUGCUGUCCAGAGUCCAUUCGGAUCAGUACCUGAGACGAGCUGUUGUCCAGCAGACAGGGCUGUUGAGGGAAAUGCAGCAAACUCUGGGCAUGCUCAGUCUGCAGCUUCUGGUUCUGGUGGAGCAGUAUGUGUUUGCUGUUCUGUCUGCUGUUGGCCGGGCUGAACCGGACUCUGUACCAAGAGAAGUCCUGGAGGAUGUUGUUGUGGGUUUGGACCUGUACAACCAGGCAGUGGAGGAGCACCGAGUGCAGUACAGUGCCUCCCAGCAGAGGAUGGUGGUACUGCAGCAAACCCAGUAUUCCUCUGUUUUCAGUAGUUUUCUGAAGGUGAAAACAUAUGAGCCGUCUGUGGUCUCAGUAAAAGUGCUCAUGGCCAUCCUGGCUGGGCAUCAUGCAGACAUGGCAGUCGAACAGCUAAGCCAUCAUGUCUGUCUGGUCUCAUCUGGCCAUGAAGCCUGCUCUGAGGACUUCUGUAGUAUCUCCAGACUGAGAUAUGAGUGGACCUGGGAUCAGCUACAGCACACCUUCCUAACUUCACUUCCUGUCCCCGUCAAUAACACAGCAUCAUUCCAUAUUUCUCCUCCUGUUUACAUCCCUGACCAACAUUUUAACACUAUUAGUCUGAAAAACCAUCAGCGCACCUUGAGUUUCAAUAAAGACAAAAUCAGCAAGUGCCAAACAUGCCACUCCCAGUCUGGUCAGACCAGCAUGGACAUGUUGGACUCAGUCCAGCCUUGUGUGGAACGAAGACGGAGUUCAGAAAACCUGCUGCAGACCACCUCCACUUCCUCCACCUUCCAUCAUAUCUCAGCUCUACCUCUGCCACAAGCUAGUCAGUUGGAUCACUCUUCAGCAGAACUUUUACUUCAGCUGCUGGUUUCCUCCAAAGACCUGCUGGCAUCUCUGGUAUCUCAGAAAUCCACAAAAGAAGAACCAGCUGAACCAGUGCCCCCAGCUGCAGUACCAGUGAACAAAUGUCAAAACAUGGAAGUAUGUGAGCAGGAUGGAUCAGAACCUGAUCCAAGGACAAGGCUGGAUGAUGGUGACAGCUCUAGUUUUCCGGUGGUCUCAAUGGAUAGAGACAGAACCAGGCCAGUGCCCAUGGAGCGAGAUGAGGUUCGUUGGCCUCACUCUGUGCAGUGGUUGGACAUUGGGCAAUCACUGCUCCUUGCUGAUCUGAUUGGACAGUACCGGAGUUGGCUGUGGAUCCUCUGCAGCAAAGCCGUUUGGCUGAAACUGCAUAUUCCAAGAGCAGGAAACCCUGCAGGCAGCAUCAACCUGCAGGACAUCCACAGUAGCUUCCACAUCCUGAACAGGAUCACUCAGACUUUUGAAACAGGUCUGUACUCAAAGGAGUGUAAAGCCAUGCUGGAAGAUCUCAGCCUGCAUCUCUUGGUCUUCUCUGCACAUGCUCACUGGGACUCCGUGAUGUGCAGAUGUUUAGGUUCAACUCUGAAAGACAAGUGUCUCAGAAAUGAAGGCAGCAACUCCCCGACGUGUCAGAGAGACAGGAGUGUACUAACGUCUCAGACUAUGGAGUACUUUCUACUGUUGCCUCCUCCUCUGCUGUCGUCUCUCUGCUGCCAUCUCUCAACCAAACAGACCUCAGAUUCUCUUGUCCUCCCCCUGCCCAGAUCUGCACUACAAAGACAGACCGUUAGCUUGGUGUUGGCUUCAGUGCAGCUAUCUACGGUGUGGGUCAUGUCCAAGGCGUACCAGUCCCUCUCUUCAUGGAGUCUCAGUAAAUUCCUGCUCGUCACACAGGGAGACCUCCAAAAGCUGAAGGAGUCAUUAGACGUGCUGAUGCAUCAAAUCAAAGCUCUGCUGAUGGCUUUGGACUCUGACCAUCAUUCCAGUGUCCAAAUUCACAACCAGCAUCUCCUGAAGCAGCAGCUUGAAGUUCUGGACUGUUCUGUAUCUGAGCUGCAGAACUUUUCCUCUCUGGUCCUGAAGACCUUUUCUGUGGACUGUAAGCGGAUGUCGGGGGAAAUCUUUGCACAUACGAUGCCCUCAGCUGUACACUGGAGAUCCAACCACAGGACAGGUUUUCCCAACAGUCCUAGCACCUAUGCAUGUCAGGCAGCUCAGACUGUGAUUGGUCAGGUUUUAGAGGGAGUGGCUCUGUUAUCUGAUGAUGCUCGAGUUCAAGCUCUGAGUGUUACCAUGACAGCAUUCAUGGAGGCAUGGAUGGAGCACAUCCUGAAACAAAAGAUCAAAUUCAGCGUGCACGGAGCUCUGCAGCUGAAACAGGACUUUGACUCUAUCAGAGAGAUGAUCCAAUCGGACCGAUACGGACUUCCAGCCGAGCUUCAUCAGCACCUCCUCAGUCUCAGAGUUUUUCAGCAGGUGGACUCGGCAGUGAUGUGUCUGCUGCAGCAGCCACCGGGCAAACCUUACCUGCAGUGUUCCACCUGGGAGACGUUUACACACUGCUGUCCAAUCAACAGGACCAGGAGCAGCAUAGAUGCUGCAGGGCAUGGUAACAUCAGUAACCUGGGCUGUAUGGAGGGGGAAGAACCAACUCAGUCUCAUCCUUCAGUUGUGAGCAUGGACCUUCCUCCAGUUGACCGGUCCACCACUACAGAACCCUACCUGGCUCCAAGUCUAGCGUUGGGUCCGGCUCAGCAGGAAUGGCUGGACCUAAGAAUCCAGAGUGGUCCCCGUCGCUGGAGGCUGCUGUCUCUGCAGUGUCUCUCCAAGGCUGAACCCUGAACAGACGCUCGGUUCCUGCCGUUUAUUUUGAACAAACAAAAAAAGCCAUGGAACACAUUUCUAUUGUUCAGAAAUUGUUGUACCACAAGGAUGUUUUUUAAUUUAUGA